AUGGAAGAAGUCGUGGAUCGUCUCGGUCGAGUACAAGCUGAAGACGUGGAGCAAGACGAGGCCUGGGAAGCUGCAGACUUGGAAGCCUCGGUUGGGAGCCAGCCUUCGAACAGCCAUCGCAGGGAUGGAUCACCCGACGUGAGGCAGCAAGGAGCGCCGGUGCCUUUUCGUAUCUCGAGAAGGCUUGCUUCAGGCUGUAGGACGCCGGGGUGCAACAGAACCACACUAGACGGACUCAGUCGCUGCACUGGCUGUAGGGUGGCAUUGUACUGCGGACGCGAGCAUCAGCACGCCGACCGCCCUGCUCACAAGGAAGCCUGCAGCGCGAUCAAGAAAGCGAAUCUUGCAUAUGAGAAGGCUGAGCGCGAGCUGUGCGACAAGAAAGGCGACGACGUGUUGAGGCAAGAGCUACCGAGGUUCUGGAAUACCGGUGCGAGCCAGCCGUACAUGCGAGCGAGGUUUGCCCUCGUCGAGAGCCUCCUUCUUGUCAACACGGAGACGGCGGUCGGUGCGGCGCUCGACCAUGUAUUGGCCAUGCUGCAGCUCAGUCGCCGCGACACCAUGGGCAUGCGCGAUGUCGUGCCGGCGCUGUUUCUACGCCUACGCAGAGAUCAGCAAGCGUACGACUUCUGCAAGUGGUGGGUCACGGCUGGACGAGAGAGAGACUACGGGUGGGCCGACAAGACCAGUCGCUACUUGGAUACCCAAGAUGCAGAUGUGUUUGAGGAUCCAAGGGCAUUCGUGCGCGAUGCCACGGUAUCGCUGUCGCUGGCUGUGAGCGUCACGCUGGUCAAGCUGCGUCUACUCAUGGAUCUGCUUGCAUUGCAGCGCGACCGGCAGAUUGCCGCGCCAAAGCUGCCCUCGGAGAUUACGGACCAGGGAUUCGUGCACUGCACCAGCUCCAUCAUCCAGUCCCAGCGGCGGGAGCUGGAGCGCGAGGAGCAGACGCUGAACACGACGAUGCUGCGCAAACACGUCGCGCAGCUGUUCGCCGCGGUGCGCCAGAGCAACGCGCACUUCUGGCCCGCGCUGCUCCGGCCUGGGAGCCACCUGGAGGCGAGGCCUGUGGUUCAUGGCUUGGGCGACACCGGCCAGAUGCAAGUCGUGCUGAGGGCCAACCACCAGGCCUGGGCCGAGACGAAGGGGGCCAUGGAGGCGGUGGAGGAGCUGCUGCAGUCUUGA
Messenger RNA from Ascochyta rabiei, 1182 nucleotides. RefSeq lists its product as uncharacterized. The transcript has 2 exons. NCBI's taxonomy places the organism in Eukaryota, Fungi, Ascomycota, Dothideomycetes, Pleosporales, Didymellaceae. Bases 1 to 1182 code for a protein of 393 amino acids. The record is from RefSeq and is a predicted model, not a curated record.